AUGGACAGAGUACGAGAUUUGGCGUCGAAGAGGGCUGCAGUGAUCUUCACGAAAAGCUCGUGUUGCAUGUGUCACAGCAUCAAGGCACUGUUUUAUGAACUAGGUGCAAGUCCUGCUGUGCAUGAGCUCGAUCAAGAUGCAAAAGGAAGAGAAAUGGAGGGUGCCUUAAGAGCACUAGGCUGCAACCCAACUGUUCCGGCAGUGUUUAUUGGUGGUCGGUAUGUCGGCUCGGCUAAAGAUGUCAUCUCCCUUCAUGUUGAUGGAUCUCUAAAGCAAAAGCUGAUUGAUGCCAAGGCUAUCUGGUUUUAG
Messenger RNA from Fraxinus pennsylvanica, 309 nucleotides. The record is from the annotation of a GenBank genome assembly. Lineage: Eukaryota; Viridiplantae; Streptophyta; Magnoliopsida; Lamiales; Oleaceae.